This is a messenger RNA of Dromaius novaehollandiae (emu), 9488 nucleotides long. It is a transcript of the gene PATZ1, whose product is annotated as POZ/BTB and AT hook containing zinc finger 1. The record is from RefSeq and is a predicted model, not a curated record. Gene Ontology annotation, biological process: regulation of transcription by RNA polymerase II. Gene Ontology annotation, molecular function: protein binding; DNA-binding transcription factor activity, RNA polymerase II-specific. Gene Ontology annotation, cellular component: nucleus. Lineage: Eukaryota; Metazoa; Chordata; Aves; Casuariiformes; Dromaiidae. The transcript is spliced from 6 exons. The coding region runs from base 611 to 2752 and encodes 713 amino acids.
AUAGGGUGGGGGGCUCCGGCGCCGGAGAAGAGCGGAAAGUUGGCGGCGGCGGCGGCGCGGGCGCGGCGGAGCGGGCGGGGCCCGGAGCGGAGCCGGCGGCGGCGGCGCCUGGUCGGGGAGCAGCGGCCGGGGGGCCCCGCUGGAUUUUUGUAGGGGGGGUGGUAUCGCCCCCUCCUUCUCCUCCCCCCAGGGGUGAAAGUGCAAGAGGAAGUGCAGCCGCUGCCAUCUUUCCUCCGCUCCAAACACACAGGGACGGACGGAGCCGGCAGCGCGGAGCCGCAGCCGCCGGAGCCCCCUCCCUGCCGGCUCGCUGCCGCCGCGCCGCGCACGCCCCUUCCCGCGGCGGCCUCCGCGGCCGCAGCGCCUCGUGGCGGCCGGGCCCGGGCGGCGCUCGCGCGCCGGCGGCCGCGGCGGCCCCGCGCGGCGCGCGCCCCUCCGCCGCCCGAGCCUUUUGUCUCGCCCCCCCGCCAUCCCCUCGCGCUGUGCAGGGAGCGCAGCGCGCGCCGCCGCCGUCGGGCCCGCACAGGGGCGGGGAGCAGGAGGCGGCGCGCGCCGCCGGCGGCCUGAGAGCGCGCGCCCCCUGCGGGCGCCAGCGCGGCGGCGCAGCCCCAUGGAGCGGGUGAGCGAGGCCGCCGCCUGCGGCCCCUCGGCGGGCUGCUACACGUACCAGGUGAGCCGGCACAGCGCCGACAUGCUGCACAGCCUCAACCAGCAGCGCAAGAACGGCGGCCGCUUCUGCGACGUGCUGCUGCGCGUGGGCGACGAGAGCUUCCCGGCGCACCGGGCGGUGCUGGCCGCCUGCAGCGAGUACUUCGAGUCGGUGUUCAGCGCGCAGCUGGGCGACGGGGCCGCCGGCGGCGGCGGCGCGGAGGCGGGCGCGGAGGCGGCGGCGGCGGCCGGCGGGGCGGCGGCGGCGGCCGGCGGCGGCGGGCGGGAGCUGGAGAUGCACACCAUCAGCUCCAAGGUGUUCGGGGACAUCCUGGACUUCGCCUACACGUCGCGCAUCGUGGUGCGGCUGGAGAGCUUCCCGGAGCUCAUGACGGCCGCCAAGUUCCUGCUGAUGCGCUCCGUGAUCGACAUCUGCCAGGAGGUCAUCAAGCAGUCCAACGUGCAGAUCCUCGUGCCCCCCGCGCGCCCCGACAUCAUGCUCUUCCGCCCCGGGGCCGCCGACCUCGGCUUCCCGCUCGACAUGACCAACGGCGCCGGCCUGGCGCCCAACGGCAACGGCAUCGCCGGCAUGCCCGAAGACGAGGCCGCGCGGGCUGCGCUCUCCGCCGCCCAGUCCUCCCUGCCUGUUCUGCAGGGGGUGGACCGCUUGCCCAUGGUGGCAGGACCGCUGUCCCCACCGCUGCUGGCCUCGCCCUUCCAGAACGUCGCUGCUAACGCCCCUGCUUUAAGCACCAAGAGGGGCAGAGGUCGUCCCCGCAAAGCCAAUCUCUUGGACUCCAUGAUGUUUGGUACCCCAGGGGGCCUGCGAGAGGCGGGUAUCCUGCCUUGCGGCCUCUGCGGAAAAGUGUUUACGGAUGCUAAUCGUCUUCGGCAGCACGAGGCUCAGCACGGGGUGACAAGCUUACAGCUGGGCUACAUAGACAUCCCACCCCCGAGACUGGGUGAAAAUGGCGUCCCUGGUCAGGAUGACCCUGAUGCACCCCGAAAAAGAAGCAGGACAAGGAAACAGGUGGCCUGUGAGAUCUGUGGCAAGAUUUUUCGGGACGUGUACCACCUGAAUCGGCACAAGCUGUCACACUCUGGCGAGAAGCCGUACUCUUGUCCGGUGUGCGGGUUACGGUUCAAGCGGAAAGACAGGAUGUCCUAUCACGUUCGAUCUCAUGAUGGCUCUGUGGGAAAGCCCUACAUCUGCCAGAGCUGUGGAAAAGGCUUCUCCAGGCCAGACCACUUGAAUGGACACAUCAAACAGGUGCAUACCUCAGAGAGACCUCACAAGUGUCAGCAGGAAAAUGGCAGCCACCAUGGAAUAAGCUCAGAGACAUCCACAACCAUAGAAAAGUUGAAACUUCAAGAGACUUGUAAUGCUUCCUUUGCCACGCGUGACCGGCUGCGCUCACACCUAGCAUGUCAUGAAGACAAAGUUCCAUGUCAGGUGUGUGGGAAGUACUUGCGGGCAGCAUAUAUGGCAGAUCAUUUGAAGAAACAUAGUGAAGGACCAAGCAAUUUCUGCACUAUCUGUAACCGAGGUUUCUCCUCUGCCUCCUACUUAAAGGUCCAUGUUAAAACCCACCACGGUGUUCCCCUUCCCCAGGUCUCCAGGCACCAGGAGUCCAUCCCGAAUGGGGGAGCAGCGUUCCACUGCGUCAGGACCUAUGGCAUCAAAGAAGGCCAGAAAUGUUCACAUUCGGACCCGAUUGAGAGUUCUGAUUCAUAUGGAGACCUCUCUGACACCAGUGACCUCAAGACUCCUGAGAAACAGAGCACCAAUGGGUCCUUCUCCUGUGACAUGGCAGUCAGCAAAAACAAAAUGGAGACGGAGGGAGAAAAGAAGUACCCUUGCCCUGAAUGUGGCAGCUUUUUCAGAUCAAAGUCUUAUCUGAACAAACAUAUACAGAAAGUUCACGUCAGAGCCCUUGGUGGCCCGUUGGGGGACCUUGGUCCUGCUCUAGGAUCCCCCUUUUCACCCCAACAGAACAUGUCUCUCCUGGAGUCAUUUGGGUUUCAGAUCGUCCAGUCAGCAUUUGCAUCAUCCCUAGUGGAUCCAGAGGUCGACCAGCAACCAAUGGGGCCAGAGGGGAAAUGAGAUCAGUUUGACCUUAACAAAGCAAAGCAGCAGUCUGGCUAUAAUGAUAAGAUGCUGUGAAUGAAAGAGAAAAUAAUGAAAUUUGGUUCUAUAGCUGAGAAUUUUUUUAUUCAUUUUAGCUUCCCUCUUUGUCUCAUGCCCCACCCUACCUUUAAACCUUCACUGAUGAGAGGGAGAAAAGGCUUCUUAGCUGAUGAAUUACAAAAGAUCGUGACCUUGAAUAGGAGACAUGAUUUAAAACAUCAAAUAGAGCUUUAGAGGCUCCUGCCGGUGUUCCAUCGUGAUCUUCUAGAAUAAACAAAAGUUGCCAGCACUGAUCUGAGAAUUAGAGACAGUCCUAGUGACCCAGGCACCUGGGGAGCUACAGUUUAUGCUUUUGUUCUCUCUCUAUUCCCCACCUUCCCUAACCCACCCCAGAAAAACACAGUAAGUUUUAAAAACAGACCCAUUAUUGACUGAAUAUAACAUUCAAGAAAAAGCCCCAUGGUACCUAGCAGGUUACAAUGCAGUUGUCCUUUUAUAAACAGAAAGAUCUUAAGAAGGUGAGAGAAUUUGAACCCCUCCUGCCAUUUGUGAGGCUGUGAGUGCUGCAGCAGGACUGAACUGCUGAGGAAAAAUCACCAUUCAGAACAGGUUGUUUUUGUUACUUUUAACCAUUAAACUUGCUGUCAGGUUUUUAAUUCUCUAUUAUUAUUAUUAUUUUAGGACCUGUUGUAGUGAAUUGCUACUGAAAAGCCGGUCUAAGGCGAUAUACAGAGCACUCUUAAAGCAGCAGUCACAUUAGGGUUAGUAUUAAUUUUUUUUAGAUGUAUCAUAAUUAAUAACUUGGCUAGUUGAUUGUUUUAAGUCUAUGAAAGAAAUAGUUUUAUGCAAAAAAAAAAAAAAAGUAAGGAAGAAAAAAUACCAUUGCAGUCUGCUUGACUGGUGCUCAUUUUUCAUGUGGGGACCUAGAGUAUAAACAUGAUCAGCUAUUGGGUAAACUCUAUGUACCACUGACUUGUUUAGUGUGAAUAAACCCGGGGGUUCAAAGAGUGAUUUUGGUUUAAUCGGAUUGGACUUUAUUAAAGAAGUUAGUAUGUUACUUUAUAUCCCCUCGUUUUGUCUGGUUUUUGAGCAAUUUAGCCACCUGUCCAAAAGGUGUGCAAAUGAGAACCAGUAAGUAGGACGUUAGUCCUUCUCUUGACUGUACUGUACUCUCAGUGACCUGGACUUUUGGGCUCCAGUCCUGCUCUCCUGAUCUGCCUUUAGUCAGGUUUGCAAAACCAGUCUUGCUCCUUUCUUUUCCAAAGAAGAAGGGUUUCUACUGUAAGAGAUUGGAACUGCAAGCAGCAGAUCUCUGACAAAGAACUGAUUACAAAAUACAAAGAAGCUGGGCUCUAGGCUGUCAGAGGUUCCAUUUCAUCUGAAAAUACCACUUGUGCAGAAAUAGCGUCCCUUCUUGGCCCUCCCUUUUCUCCCAUGUAACUUGUCAAAGUCUUUAUGUACCAAACCCAGGUAUAAGUGUUGUAUAAUAACUGAACACAGGGUUAGGAGUUAGGAAUACUCUGAGUUAUAAUUAUGGUUCUGCUGUUGAUGCUCAAGGUCACAUAGGACAGCUCACUGAAUUUAUUCCUUAAUUACCUAUCUCCGAAAUUAAGAGCUUUCCCUGCACCACCAGAUUGUUGUGAGGGUUAACUAGCAAAAGUUUAAGCAGUGAUUUGGUAAUGUAAGCUGCUAUGUAUCUACUGAAUAUUGCUAGAAAGGCCCAAAUGAAGAGCCUGAGUCCCACACCAAACUUACAUUCUGUGAAACAAUAGCUGUCUCCAUCGUUAACAUGGUGCUGGAUCAGGAUAGACCACGGCAAGCUAGGACCUACAUCCUCUAUAGGAUGCAUGUCUCUGUUAAAGGCAAACAUUGCCACAAGCUGCUAUUGUGGUGCUCUGCAUUGCCCAGUUGUUCCUAAUCCAAACCCCGCAACUAGCGCAGAGCUUAAUUAAGACAUUGGGGGAUACAUGUGAUACUUUUUUUUGUGCUUGUUCCUGAGUAUUUUAAACCAAGGAUGAAUAAUCAAUGGCUUUCUCUUUAUAGCACCAGCACUUUCUAAAUUGAGAGCAUGUUGCUGUGGACUUGACAUUUUGCUAUUAAUCUGGCUUAGGAGACUGAAGGACAUGCUCUUCUCCAUUCAUCUUCCCCCAGAAUCCCUGGAAUAGGUAUGAUUCUCUUUUAAAAAGGGAAUAAAAAUCCCACAAAACUUCAAACCAAAGCUUCAUGGAGUUGCUGUUGCUGCACUGAUAAGCUUAGUGGACAAGUAGAAACAGAACAUUUCAGAAAGGUAACAAACGUUUUAAAAUACCUUACUAAUCUAGACCAUGACCAGACAACCCUGUGAGCUGCCAAGCUUGCAUCUGAUAGGAGCAAGUCAAGAUAGAGCAGGCUUUCCAGUCAGCAGAACAAUUCAUCGGGAUCGGCAAAAGCAACUGCAGCCACACUGACUUACUGAUAGCUCGUGUUUAAGACACCAGGAGUAAGCCAACAGGAAAAUGUCUGUUGAAUUGAAGCUGUAUCCUGAAAAGGGUUUGAGAAGUUUUGUGUUGCCUGUACGGGAAUUGCUAUAUAACUGAACCUAGGAUGGGAGGAGAAAGGAGCUUUAAGUAGAAAGGAUAUGGGAAGUUUCUGUCUCUGGUGUUCCUAUAUGCACUUGAAGGGAGUGCAUUAGUCAUAAAAUUCAACUCCAAGUGCCAAGUCCAGAAAAAAGGACACUUUCAUCCUGGUUUUAGCUCCACCGACUUCAGUGUUACUAGCAGGAUGAAUUUUGGCCAUGUGUAUGGGAAUUAAUUUUGAGUGCUACAGAUCUUGACCUGAUGAAACAAAUGAAAAGCCUUGAGCUAAAAAGGAAACCUUCUAAAACACUAGCCAUGCACUUUGCUUGUCAAAGAAAAUGCUUACUAAGUUGGCAUGAACAAAUGGAAUAUAAGCUGCUUACUUCUCAGUCUAGUAGACAGGGAAACAGAUAGACAGUAAUUUAACAAUCCUGAAAUGGCAGUUCUGGAUCAUCCAGUGUAAAUGGGAGAAAUUUGCACCAACACAGUGAGCAGUGCAGACUAAUGCCAACAGUGUAGGAAAGCAGAUCUUUAGCAAUUGUGUGUUUUAAGAGCUCUUGGCUUCUUUGGGGGCACAUUGUUCAUUUUUUUAAUAGAAAUUUAAUCUACAUGCAAAUUAUUUGUUCUCUACUUUGGGAAAUGUCUGCUUCUCAUAGAAGAAGACAGGUCCAAACAGAAAACCUGGCCUCAAGUUCAGAGUUCAAAGGGAAAUACUUAACAUGCCCUGAGCUGCAGCCUCACUCAGCUUUGUUUCUGUUGUGUUUUUAAGUGGCAUGUCAGUGUAUAGAUGAUGACUCUCUUUUUGGGCCAGCCCUUCUUUGCUUAUAUUCUUUGAUGGGAUUGCAAUCCAGUGCUUGAGUCAGUGCAUUUCUCUGCCCAGAAGUGCACUUCAGUUCAUACAGAUUUUGAUUAUCAAAGUAGUAGUAUUUCUUUGUAUUACAGAGGUGCUUAAACCCCUCAACUGAGGCUCAGACCCUUGUGUAUGAGGUGUGAUGAAAACAUACAAGAAAGUUCCUAUCUUCGACAAUUUAUAAUAUAAACAUAAAGAUAGGACAAGAAAGGAAUAGUUGCUAUCAUUUUAUGGGUUAAUGAGUGAAACACAGGAGUAACUUAAAAACGCAUGCAUGCUUAAAUGUGGUGUUGAAUUUAGGGGCUCAGACUUAUCAUCAGGUUUUUCUUGUUGCCUAAAGUAAUUUUAUCUCUACGUGCUGUUAGUCCACAGCAAAUGCAAGGUAAAACAAUUUAAUAUGAUUUCAUAAUGAGUUAAAUUAAGUGACAUUACCUUGUAUUUGUCACGUGCUAGACAUGUGCAAACAGACGACUGGUGUGGCUCAUCUGAUGCAUAGUAAUGUGACGGAGCGUGAGCUCUCAGUCUUAAAUGAUUUGCCUAUGACUGUGUCAAAAUUGAUUGCAGAACCAGAAAUUGAACCCAGAUUUUCCUUCUCUCAAUCCAGUGCCUUAACCAUAGUAGGACAAAAUAUUAUGUGUUUGGGGGAUUGUUUUGUUUGUUUUUUAAAGCCUAGAACUAUAAGAUGGUGUGGAGUUGGUCUUUAUACCCAUCUUUGGAAUAAUUGCAAAUGCCCAGUCACAGUUUUAGACCCAUUUUGAGUGCCAGUGACUUAGGGAAUAAUUGUUAUUUCCCAAGCAUUCUCUAAAAUUAUUGUUCCUCCCUCAACUGCUAUCAGCCGUAAGGAAUGACUUGAAUAGAAGAACUGUGUAACUGAAUGUCUAUCUAACUCAACUAAUUGAAUUGAUAGUAUGAAAGCUAACCUAGAUUUUGUAGGCUCUGUUGUAACUUUAGUGUCUUGUUUUUUAACUAAAUCUUUGUUCCUAGAAAUCAAUAUCUGAACUUAUGUGUUGAGUCUGGAGUGGGGUACCACUUUCAGCUUUAAUUUUUUUAAGGUGCUUGCUUGAGGAAGUAGAUGCCAAAGUAAAUUUCAGAGGAACUCCAGACUUCAGUGUUGGAAGAAUGAAUAGAGAGUGAGAGCUCUGGGCUUCAUGAGAGAUAAAUGGACAAAGUAAAAACCAGCUACCAAAAUUUUAUAUAAUGGGAACAGGAAAGGCUUUUCUUUAUCACUCACAAAUAUAGUAGAAUAUUUUCAAUUGUUCAGGAUGACAGAAACUCUGAGAGCAAGUGCCGAACAAAACUGGAAUGUGUUGGCUUUUUCAGCAUUAAGAAUAUACCUUAACAGCAUUAUGAAUAUUUUAACAUAAAUUAAGCCAGCUUUGCACCAUUCACCUUUUGCCUGGGCACAGUACCUGAGUUUUAAUUGACUAGAAUAUAAACUCACAUUGAAUCUCUCUGCUUAACUCUCAGUUCCACCCCAACAGAAAGAACAAAUCAGUGGAGGGGAAAAAAAAUAGUAAGACUUUAAAAGGAAAAACAGAUUUGGGAAGAAUCCCAGGCAUCCUGAGAGUCCCACCUUUUAUCCUGAACAUCCUUUUCAAAACAAGAUCCUGCUGCUGUUGUGGAUGAGCCCCUGGGUAGAGAUUUGGCUUUCAGCCCCACCUGCUGCUCCAUGUCCCUUUGAGAAGGCAGCGUGUUCUGGAGCAGCGAGCUCCCGGACUGUACGCCUGAGGCCACGCUUUACUGUUGCAGAGUCAGCAGCAACAUUGGCUUAAUGUAUUCCUGCCCGCUCCCCUGUCACCUUCUCCCUCCACACGGAUUGCUUUGCCAGUGUGUGUACCUACUCAGAUGCAUGCAGCUCCGCAAACAACUGUGCUAGCUAUGAACCAGACCAGAGAACUAUUUGGCUUCCAAAGUAUCCUUUAAAAAGUAGUUAUGUGACAUAAGUGCAAAGCGGUGCAGAACAGGAGCAGGAGCCUUGGCUUUAAGGGGUUAUGGGGAUGGCUGGAACUGUUAAAGCCUUAUAUUGGAAAACCACAGUUGUUUGCCUUGUGGUAGGAGAUAAUGACUGCCUAUUUGUAAAGAAUUAACACCUUGUGUCAUCUCUAGCCUCCUCCUUCUUUUUUCCCAUCUGUAAAAUGAGAUGAUGAUAACCCGUGGGUAGGAAUGUUUCAAGAUUUGAAUGGCAUGCCGAACUCUGCUGGCAAUUGUGCUGCUGAACUCUGCUACAAACGUUUGCCCCUCUUGACUUUAGGCAUGAUACAAAGUUAAACAUUUGGCCACAUUUUUCCUAAAAGGUGAAAUAUUUAAAUUAAUUUAAAGACUGCCUGCCCUUAUUGAUCUGCUCUCAGGGUUUAUGUGAAUGAAGCUUUUCCUGGGUGGCCUCUCUGCUUGCUCUGCAGUUUUGCAGACCUGGAAGUGCUCUGAGCUGAGAUGCGCUGAAGGAAGGAGGUAAUUGGUGUCUCACUGGCAUUCCAGUGACUCCCUCCCAGCCCCUGGGUUCCACAUGGACCAUGGGGUCAUUCAUAAAGCCACUGGCUGCCAUAUAUGCUCUUGAGUUUCCUGCAGUCACAUAGUGAGCUUGGUAAGUGCUUUUUAAAUAGAUCAGUCUCUUAUUGUUGUUAAUAGAUUUCUGGCUGCUGUGUCUACAAACUGGUGCCUUCUCCAGGCAAUUUUUACAUGCCCUCUGCAAAGUUGUCACACUGACUCUGCUGGCUCUCAGAUAUCAACCAAGCCUUGCUCUUGGGCUCAGAAUUUCUCUCUUCAGUACUGUUGUACUCUGAAAGUUUGCUGCAAUUAAUGCUAAUAUACAGUGUAAGAGAGAAAAUAAAAGGCCGUUCUCAGAUGUCCUGUAGAGUGAACAACUGAAACAUGAGUGUGGGAUGAGCCAGGAAAACUGGCAUUUUUCCCUGGCUCUAUGCCGUAUGGAAGAGACAGUGCCUUGGAAGGGAAGGAGGAGAAAAGCUUGCCAUUGGCUCUGAUGAAUCCCAAUCCUGCUUCUGCUGAAGUUGAUGGGAAUCCUCCCGUUACCUUCAGUGCAAGCAAGAAAGGAUCUUAGGUGAGGAUGGAUGACUCUUUCCCUACUUCAGUGAAGUCUCUUGCCUAUUUAUAGGCCUGCUUCUAUUGAAACCGAGCCUGUUUAGCCUUUUUGGGUUCUUAGGGACCUGUUUGUAUAAAGCAACUUACCUACCUAUCUUUUUUUUUUUUCUAUUGUGUGUAUUUUUUGUAUGUUCUGUUGGAAGGUGAAGCCUCUGUAGAAGGGGAUACAAAAACUGAUUUUUAAAUAGUAAUAAACCAAAAGAGAAUUAAA